AUGACACUGAUCUUGAUCUUUGGAUACGGCGCCUUUGUCCCUUGGAGUGUGACCGGCUUUUUCCAGAAUUACACCAUGCAAAUUGUGGCACCUAUUCUCUACUAUGGUUGGAAAUUGUUCAAGAGAACAAAGACUGUCAAACCGAGAGAACUCGACCUGAUUUGGGAACGGCCCGUCAUUGAUGCCUACGAAGCCAGCUUCAUCAGUCGUCCCAUCGAGUUCUGGACCGAGAUGGGCCAAUUGGUCGGCAUUAAGAGGCACCUGAGGGAUGACGAACGGAUCACGAAUCCAUGCACAGGGCGAAGUUGGGAACGAAGACGGCCAGGCACAAGAAACAGUGGUGUCUUGCCGUCAUCUCCCGUGAACGGGAAGACUAAUUUCGGCCGCACAGAUUCCUACGGGUGGUUGUCGUUGUAUCCUUCGAUAGUACGUGCCGUCUAA
Molecule: messenger RNA, 441 nt
Organism: Exophiala dermatitidis NIH/UT8656
Lineage: Eukaryota; Fungi; Ascomycota; Eurotiomycetes; Chaetothyriales; Herpotrichiellaceae
Exons: 1
Coding region: 1-441 (146 amino acids)
Source: RefSeq, a predicted model, not a curated record